Miscanthus lutarioriparius is the source of this 858-nucleotide messenger RNA. Lineage: Eukaryota; Viridiplantae; Streptophyta; Magnoliopsida; Poales; Poaceae. The record is from the annotation of a GenBank genome assembly.
AUGGCCAGAUUCCGUGGCCGGAGGCGCAGACACCCCACCCCCUUCUUCUCCCCCGGCUCUCCACCUCAUUCUUCCCCGGGGCUCCUCCCCCGGCGGCCGGAGUCACAGCCGCGGCUGGCCAAGCCGGCACCGUGCCUGUGUUCGUGGCCCCCCUGGCCGGCUCCUUGGCUGGGAGUGCGGCUGGCCGGACCUCCGCCGUGGUCAGCCCCGUGGCUGGGGGCGCAGCCCCCUUGGCCGCGGGCGCAGGCCGCCGCCGCCGCCGGGCGAGUCCGCUCGGGGCCGCCAUUGGGAUUUCGCUACCAGGGGUUUGAUCUGAUGGAUGCGUCUGCUUGUAGGUUUUUGGAACUUCCAGGGUUGGAGUCCGGGAGGCUUGACAGUGUUAGUGAUUACUGCAUACACCACUGCUUAUGCCCCGUUGUGGUUGUUCGCUACGCUGAUGAUGCUGCAGGUGCUGGUGGAAAUGGAGCACGGUUGAUAGAUGAGUUGCACACUGUACCAGAGGAUGGACCUGUUUAUUACGAUGCACCUGAGUUUUUGUUAAGAUUGGAUUUCUCUGUUAUGAAUUUUUCUGUUCCUUAUAGCAAAUCAAGAUACUUUUCCUUUUAUGCAAUCAAGACAGAGUGUUUGAAGGCCAUUGGGAUCACAAAUCAGAGGGAAACCACUGUUACGUGGAGAUAUGCAGUCCAGACUGGUUACGCCUUAUUCGGCACAAUUGACACCUGCUUGAUUUGGAACCUUUUAGGAGGUGUUGCUGGUGGGCAGCAUGUCACGGACUGCUCAAGUGCAUCUCGUACUAUGCUUAUGAAUCUAAAGACACUUGACUGGGAUAAGCCAACACUUGAUGAGUUGAUGUAUUAG